Erigeron canadensis is the source of this 1091-nucleotide messenger RNA. RefSeq lists its product as uncharacterized. NCBI's taxonomy places the organism in Eukaryota, Viridiplantae, Streptophyta, Magnoliopsida, Asterales, Asteraceae. The transcript has 5 exons. The coding region runs from base 275 to 907 and encodes 210 amino acids. The record is from RefSeq and is a predicted model, not a curated record.
AACCAAAUACAAGAAAGAAAUGAGUGUUUGAUUAAAACUUGUUUGCUUUUGUUUUUCAUCCCCUCAACAAACAAACAAGCAAACAGGUUUUAGCUUCAGGUCUUAUAGAAAUCCAUCAAAACCAGAUUUCAAACAAACAAAACCCUUUUCAGAUUUUUUUGUAUUUCGACUAACCAAGAAUAUUUCCAAAAAAAAAAAAACAAUUUUUUUAAUAAUAAUUUAAUAAUACCGACCGAAUCAUUAUUCUUAAUUUUGAUUAAAAAUUGAAAAAAAAAUGGUGAGUGCAAAUAGGGAGAUGGUGGUGUAUUGUUUUGAUACAUUGGUGGCUCAUUACAAUGGUGAACAGCCUCCUCCCCCUGCUUUUGAUGAGGGUCAACACCCAUUGUUUGUGACUUGGAAGAAAGUGGUGAACGGUUAUGAACCUCGAUUACGUGGCUGCAUAGGGACUCUUUCACCUCGUGGAAUAGUUACUGGUUUCAAGGAUUAUGCUUUAACUAGUGCUUUAAGGGAUCAUCGGUUCCCUCCAAUACAGGCCAAAGAGUUGCCGCUCUUGCAAUGUACAGUUUCGAUUCUUACUAAUUAUGAAAAUGCUGCUAACCAUCUUGAUUGGGAGGUGGGAAAGCAUGGUAUAAUUAUUGAGUUCACUGACCCUGACUAUAAUACAAAGCGAAGUGCUACAUACUUGCCUGAUGUCGCGUCUCAAGAAGGUUGGACGACCAUUGAAGCAAUAGACUCUUUAAUGAGGAAGGCCGGUUACAAUGGCACCAUUACUGACUCAGUAAGGAAUCGUAUUCGUCUCACUCGUUACCAGAGCACAUUGUUCACUAUGCACUACAAUGACUACGUUAACUAUGUGAAAACAACAAGGGGUGAGGCCCCGUCUGUUGUGGGACUCAAAGCCCAUUAACAUCUUCAGAAUUUACCAGUAAUUGUGUUUCCUAAACUUGGUUAUUUGAAAGAAGUUAGGUUUCUGGUUGGGAUGUCUCAAUUUGUAUUCCCACUCAUCCAUUUAUGCUUAAGUUGCCAUGACGUUGUAGUCUUAAAUUGUUUCUCAUUUUGAUUGAAAAGCCUGACAUUUUAUGUUUGCAAUA